AUGCGAGCUUGGUUCCUUGCCUGUUUUCUUGCGCUCGUCACACUGCAGGCGGCCGUACUCGCAGCGCGGCUGUCUGCUAGGUCUCUCUUGCCCGAGAAACGCAUAGCUAUCAGGGAAUCCCUGCCGGAUCUGUACGAGGCAUCAGUUGUUGAACUGCAAGUACUGCAUGCCUAUUUCGCGCGCAUCGAGGAAGUCAAUCUGCAGGGCCCAAUACUCCGUGCUGUCAUCGAGACGAACCCAUCUGCGCUAGCGCAGGCGGCCGCUCUGGACGCAGAGCGGCUCGAGACCGGUCCCCGCAGCUUGCUACAUGGCAUACCGGUGCUGGUGAAGGAUAAUAUGCUACGAUUGCCUCCGAGGAUAUGCAGGAUGAACACAACGGCUGGAUCGUACAGUCUGCUUGGCUCUGUUGUCCCCGCUGAAGCUGUUCGCCCAUUUCCGAGGCAACCUGGCUCGGGCUGGUCCGGCAGGGGCGGUCAAUGCACGAAUGCAUACUUCCCUCAUGCCGACCCCGUACUGUGGUUCGUCUGCGGGCUCUGCGUCGCUGCAUCCAUCGGACUGGCAGCGGUUACCCUCGGUACUGAAACAGACGGAAGUAUCACCUGCCCCGCAAACCAAAAUAACCUCGCGGGAAUCAAGCCGUCAGUAGGGCUCACGUCUCGUGCAGGAGUCAUCCCUAUCUCCGAACACCAGGACACCGUCGGACCCCUAACGCGCUCCAUGGCCGACGCCGCAAUCGCCGGACCCGAACGACAACUUCACGCUCGCUCAGCCGUCCCCCGUCCCGACUACACGCUCGCGCUCGACCGGAACGCGUUCGCGGGCAAACGCAUCGGCGUCCCUCGCGCGGUGUUCUUGAACGACUCGAUCACGGGGAACGACCCGUACGUGAAUGAGGUGUUCGAGGCUGCGUUGGAGGUUAUGAAGGCCCUUGGCGCGACGGUGGUGGACCCGGCAGACUUGCCGAGUGCAGAAGCGAUUGCGACGUCGAAUAAUGAGUCGACAGUGCUGGAUACGGAUUUCAAGAUCCAACUCAAUGCGUGGUAUGAGGGGUUGCUGUCCAACCCAUCCGGUGUGCGGUCUCUCGCCGAGCUCAUUGCCUUCGACAACGCCAAUCCAACUCUGGAAGAGCCUGCAAGGUACACAGACCAGUCGGAGCUCAUUGCCUCCGAAGCAACGACUGGGUUCAACUCAACAUACUAUGCGGCGCUCGCGUACGACUAUGAGAUGGGACGGACGAACGGGAUCGACGCAGCGCUGGAGAUGUACGACCUCGACGCAUUGGUUCUCCCCGCGCCAGGCUUCACCACCGUCCCCGCAGCCAUAGCCGGGUACCCGAUCGUGACCGUCCCGCUUGGCUUCUAUCCCGACAACAUCACGAUUGGCCUCGCGGGACCGGAGACAGUGUAUCCCGCUCCUGGCGUCCCUAUCGGCCUGUCCUUCCUCGGUACGGCUUGGAGUGAGUUUGACCUAGUAUCGUAUGCGUAUGCAUAUGAGCAGCACACGCACACACGUCUCGCGAGGAAGGCGUACGCCGAGGCCAUCCCGACAACGCAGUUGUGGGAUGUCAUUUACGGGGCCUAGGCAUAUGCUGGCGGGGGACAUCGGCGUCGUGGUAUCGGAUAGGCAGUCUGUCAAAAGACGUUCCAAACGGAUGAGUAAAACAGUACUGUUAUCCGAAAUGAUAAGUGUUCGCAG
This is a messenger RNA of Fomitopsis serialis, 1695 nucleotides long. RefSeq names its product amidase signature enzyme. NCBI's taxonomy places the organism in Eukaryota, Fungi, Basidiomycota, Agaricomycetes, Polyporales, Fomitopsidaceae. The transcript has 12 exons. The coding region runs from base 1 to 1581 and encodes 526 amino acids. The record is from RefSeq and is a predicted model, not a curated record.